CCCCCAUGAAGUGCGCCACACAUUAUCUUUGGCUGAUCAUCUCCUUUCCCUCCCUCAUCACCAUAUCUGUCACCAGAACACAAUAACAACCAGCCCAGCUAAGACAAGGAGGGCCGGACUUCUUUAUUAGCCCUCCGAGCUGCCGGACGACACCAGCCUCACCGCUGUCCACCAUGAUUCUCUACCUGCUCUUCCCUGCUCUUAUGCUUGGUUUUGUGGAACUACAACCAGCCAAUAUAACAGAGGAAGUUGGGAUGAACCAGACAUUCAGUGUGUCCACAAACGACAACAGUUCCAUGAAAUCAAACACAUCCAGUUUUAAGGAGACUAGACUUCAAAGCAACCAAACAUCUGAUCGUAUCCCACAUGAUAAUGAGAAUUUGACCCUGACCCUAUUGGGUUUCUACCAUCAUUACUGUGGCGGCGAAUUUCACAAGCACAUGACGAGAAUCGGCUCGGACCACUGGUGCAUCCUGGAAGACGUCAUCAGAUCUUACAGUCAGCUGACCGAUUGCUUGGAGAAUCUGACUCGUGUAUUGUCCUACUUCUUCCCGAACACACAAAGCCAAGAGUUCUUUCUCCACAUCCACUCCACCUACUUCCAGAACUGCACAAACAGCGAGCUGCUGCUGGAGGACGCUCCUCAUGGUGUGGUGAUCGCCCUCACCCUCAUCCCUGUGAGCUUGAUCCCUUUGCUGGUGUAUCUGGUGGUUUGGAAGAGUAAAGUACAGUCUGGUUAGAUGUGCACCAAGCUCUGCGUCUUUUGCAGGAAACCAGACAUAAAUGUAAGUCUAGUGAAAAUAUAAGGCAUUUAUGUUUGAUGGGGUGACUGAUUCUGUUUUAUACAGUAAAUAUGAAGUCAGGUUAGCAUAGGUAGCAUAAAGAUAGCAUAAAGUCUGGAAAGAGAGAUGAUUUUCUUUUUCUUAUUUUAGCAUUUACUUCCACGAUUUGAAAGGAAGACCGCGAUUCCACCAGUAUAUUGUGGAACUAGUAAUCUAUGUCCAUACAUUUAACUGACAUUAACACUGUGGACUAGAGGUUAGAGAAGAGGCUUGUAACCAAAUUCCUUGUAUGUGUGCACAUAAUAUAUGUGGCAAAUAAAGCAGAUUUGUCUUAUUCA
This is a messenger RNA of Mugil cephalus (flathead mullet), 1120 nucleotides long. RefSeq names its product receptor activity-modifying protein 1-like. Gene Ontology annotation, molecular function: coreceptor activity. The transcript is spliced from 6 exons. NCBI's taxonomy places the organism in Eukaryota, Metazoa, Chordata, Actinopteri, Mugiliformes, Mugilidae. Gene Ontology annotation, biological process: regulation of G protein-coupled receptor signaling pathway; intracellular protein transport; protein localization to plasma membrane. Gene Ontology annotation, cellular component: signaling receptor complex; cell surface; membrane. The record is from RefSeq and is a predicted model, not a curated record. The coding region runs from base 174 to 740 and encodes 188 amino acids.